CCCCUUUUCUUUUUAUUUUGAAAGUAUUUCUUUGUGGUACAACCAAAUUCCCCUUUUCUGAUUGUUCCUUACUCAAAAUUGAUGCAUCUUGAGAAAAGGGAAAACAAAUAGAAAGUCUUGUAUCUGUUUUGAUUCACCUGUCAAGUUUUUUCCCCAUUUUUUUUUAAUUCAUUUCAUCUGUAACUGUAACAGCUCUUUAAUGCUCGAGCAUAUGUCGUUCCGAAAAAAAUCAAUCUGUUUAUUUCUUAAUUAGAUAUUACUGAUGUGGUUUCUUUUCCCUAUUAAACAUAGUUAAAAUAUAACAGGAAAAGAUUUGUAGUCAUGCAGGAAAAUAUAUCCGAAGCGUCAAUUGAAGAUCGUUUGUCAACCUUAGAGCGCUCAGUUUAUGGAAAUUCAUCGCCUGAUUUUGAAAAUAAAUAUGUUGACUCGUUGAUGAACAUCCAUAACAGAUUACAGUCAGCGGUUACAGGGAGAGAGAAAAUCACUUCAUUAUUUUCUAAAUUGGAUGAUUUGGAAAAAUACUUAAAUCCUAUGUUCAGAGAAAACAUGAGUUUAUCAGAUCCUGCUAAGCUAAAUUUAGUUUUACUUGAAGAAGACCGGAUUCGAAAAGCUGUUGAUUCUCUCCAGACAGUGAAGGAUUUAGUUCAGUAUUUAGACAGUGAGCAUGUUAAAGCUGUACCAUCCCUUUGUCCAAAACUGUAUGCAGUUAGUGAAGUUCAAGUAAAACUGCAGGAAGAUGUGGGUCAGUUGUCCCAAGAAACCAGUGAUCUCAUUGCAAAAUAUGAUCAACUUAUGCUGACAUUUUCAAAACAGUUUAUUCUUUGGGAUUCAAUUCUUACAGAUAUUGAAAAGGAAAGAAUGAAAGCAAAAAGCUUAAAAUAAAUCUUGUGUUGAAGUCAAAUCAUAGAAUUUCGUGAGUGUCUCAAAACUUUUGGAACUUUGAAUUCAUUCCCAUAAAUUAUUGUGCAAAAUCUUUAUAAUUAUUGUUAAUAUGAAUAUAAAUUGCCUUCAAAUGCAUUUGUAACAUUUUAUUAUUUGAGAAUAAACAUUGUUAUUAAAUUUCGUGGUGUAA
Molecule: messenger RNA, 1072 nt
Organism: Uloborus diversus
Lineage: Eukaryota; Metazoa; Arthropoda; Arachnida; Araneae; Uloboridae
Gene: DCTN3-p24
Product: dynactin subunit 3-like
Exons: 8
Coding region: 322-882 (186 amino acids)
Biological process (GO): cytoskeleton-dependent cytokinesis
Cellular component (GO): dynactin complex
Source: RefSeq, a predicted model, not a curated record